AUGGAGGCGGCAGCGGCGGCGUCCGCCGCGGCGUUAAACGCGAAGGAGGCAACUGCUGUGGCGGCCACUGCAGGGGAGGCUGCAGCGGCAGCCGCGGCGCAAGCUUCCAAGAAGCGCAAGUUCCAUUCUAUCAACGACCAAGAAGAUGAACCACCGGGGAGUGGAACCGUCGACGACCAAGAUCACAUCAGCCGCCUCCCCGACGCCGUCCUGGGCAGCAUCGUCUCUCUUCUCCCCACCAAGGAAGGCGCCCGCACCCAGGCCAUCUCUCGCCGGUGGCGCCCGCUCUGGCGCUCCGCUCCUCUCAACCUCGUGGUGGACUAUAAACUCGAGUGCAAGGGCCAGACGACCAUCGAGAUUAUCCGGAAGAUCCUCUCCGAGCAUCCUGGCCCCGCUCGCCGCUUCUCGUUCUGGCUCUUGGUCAGCGACUGUGCCGACGAGAUCGGAGGCUGGCUCGGUUCCCAAGCCCUGGACAACCUGCAGGAGCUGGAGAUCACCUACGGUCGCUUGGUCGCUGACAGGAAGACGGUGUACCUGCUGCCAUCGUCCACGUUCCGCUUCGCACCCACACUCCGCGUGGCCAAAUUCCACGAUUGCAAUUUCCCCAACUUUAUUGUGCCGGAGUUUCCAUGCCUCAAGCAGCUGACCCUGGAUAGGGUCACCAUCUCGGAGGACAUUCUCCAGGGCAUAAUAUCUGGCUGCUCUGCAUUGGAAAGCCUUGAGCUCAAGGGCAACCGCGGCAUUGCUCGCCUCUGCAUAUGCUCCCAAACUCUUAAGAGUUUAGGCUUUUGCGCUGACCGGAGGAACAGAGGCGUCUUCUUGCAAGAGUUGGUCAUCGAGGAUGCUCCUCUCCUUGAGAGAUUGCUACCACUCGAUCCAAAGUAUGGCCCCCCGACCAUAUGGAUAAUCUCGGCACCUAAACUGAAGAUAUUGGGUAUGCUCUCAGAAGACAUAGCAGAACUUCACUUUGGAACCAUGGUUUUUCAGAAAAUGAUUGCUGUCAGCUUGACAACCAAAGUCCACACCAUGAGGGUUUUGGUUCUUGACUCUGUUGGCCCAAAUCUGGAUACAGUGAUUAACUUCAUCAAGUGCUUCCCCCAUUUGGAGAGGCUGUAUGUCAUUUUCCAACCACUCUCACGCCCAUGGAUGGUUAUGAACAAUGCCCGGAAGUAUGACCCCCUGGACCCAAUUGAAUGCCUUGAGCUCCAUCUUCAAAAAGUGGUGCUAAAGAAUUAUGAUGGCACCAAGAGUCCAUCUAUUGACUUCGCCAAUUUCUUUGUGUUGAAUGCGAAAGUACUAAAGGAAAUGAAAAUCACAUUGCCUUACCAGCGCCAGCACAAAUGGUUUGCUGAUCAGCAUGGGAUGCUACGAAUCAAAGAUAGAGCUUCUCGAGAUGCUCAAAUUGAACUGGAAUAUGGUUCUAAGGUUGACUUCACACACAACAAGAAUACCCAUGAUUUGUCAAUGGAUGAUCCCUUUGACAUGCCCUCCAGCGGAUGCUACAAGUGUAGUUGA
This is a messenger RNA of Lolium rigidum, 1515 nucleotides long. RefSeq names its product F-box/FBD/LRR-repeat protein At2g04230-like. The transcript has 3 exons. The record is from RefSeq and is a predicted model, not a curated record. NCBI's taxonomy places the organism in Eukaryota, Viridiplantae, Streptophyta, Magnoliopsida, Poales, Poaceae. Gene Ontology annotation, molecular function: protein binding. Bases 1 to 1515 code for a protein of 504 amino acids.